GUGAGGCGUAUGGCUUGUGCCGAGUGCAGGGCGGGGAGAGGCUGAGGAAGGAGCUCGCCCGUCUCCUCCGUCCCCCCUCCCCACAUUGUGGACUUUCCCCUCACACAGUCCACACCCGGCAAGCUCGCUCCAUGCUGUAAUCCUCCUCCAGCGGGGUGCUCGGAGGAUGCGCUGGAGAGCCUGCACCCUGCGCCUCCUCGCCCUGAGCCUGGCCGCCCUGCUCUGCACUCACUUCUCCGCCGAGCUCAAGCGCAAAGCGUUACCCCAGCCCGGGCUGCUUGUCAGAGUGCCACCCAAGGAGCCGGGGGCAGAGGUGUACAACCGGAGACUGGAGGAGGUGCCCAGCAAGAGGCAGGUGAUCUAUGUGAGAAGGAGCGGCAAGGGUGCAAGCCCGGGGAGGACCACCGGUGUGCGCAGGAGGGACACUCUGCAGCCUGUACGCUGGCAUAUUGACCUACAACCCUGGGCUGGUCCCUCACGUUCACUUGAAGAAGAAGCAAGACGAUUCCUACACUAUAUCACAAAAGCUCAGAUUACGUGUUCUGGCUUGGUGGCCAAUGGAGUGACAGAUAAGAAAGUAGACAAUCUGAAGCCCUGGACAGUCUGCCUGGAUAACAAAUUUAGUUUAGCACACCAGAUCAGAAGUAAGCAAUGUCGUGUCUACUCUUUAGGAUUAGGUAAAGAUGACAACAUAUUUGAAUUUAACAUGGCUUCUGGAGGGUGUGAAGUCCAUCGGUUUGAUCCAAGCAUCCCAUCUGCUUACAUCCGUGAAGCAGAGCGGUUCAGGCAUCAUCGUCUGUCUGUUGAUUGGAGAGAUCCCAAACCAGCCAUAGCUCCACAUAGAUUACAUAGUAAUACUAAGAAGCUGAAGGCCAUUCUGAAUGAGUUUGGACAUUGGAAGAUUGAUGUCCUUAAAGCAGACAUGGAAAGCGCAGAGUGGAAGAUCUUGGAAAAUAUUAUCCUAGAGGGCAUUGUUGAGCAGAUCGGACAACUUGUUUUGGAGAUCCAUCUCCACUGGCCUGGGUUUGAAGUCGGUGGAAAUGACAGCAGUGUUGUCAGAUACUGGUAUAGCUUAUUCAAAGAGCUUGAGUACAAGAACUUUAGACUUUUUCAUACAUACAAGGACGUCUCUAAACCGCAAAUGUUCCUUAAAAAAGAGAUUUUCAAUGCAAGCAGUUGCUAUAUACUGAGCUGGGUAAAUACCAGGUGGACAUGACACAAAGAUAUCGGACCUGCACAGAAUUAAACUUGUUCUCAAUAUGACUCUUGAUGAAGGAAGUGAGGCAUAAGGACUUGCAUUUUGUGAAAUGAGCAACGUCUACGCUGCACAAUGUUCUCGAUAAUGCUCAUCAGCUAACUUGUAUUUGCCAGAGAAUUGGCUAUUUUAAAUGAAGAAUUUUAAAACUCUUCCUGCUGGUAAAAUGAUGCUCCAGG
Messenger RNA from Bufo gargarizans (Asiatic toad), 1434 nucleotides. It is a transcript of the gene METTL24, whose product is annotated as methyltransferase like 24. The coding region runs from base 167 to 1216 and encodes 349 amino acids. The transcript is spliced from 5 exons. NCBI's taxonomy places the organism in Eukaryota, Metazoa, Chordata, Amphibia, Anura, Bufonidae. The record is from RefSeq and is a predicted model, not a curated record.